Molecule: messenger RNA, 3630 nt
Organism: Calliphora vicina (urban bluebottle blowfly)
Lineage: Eukaryota; Metazoa; Arthropoda; Insecta; Diptera; Calliphoridae
Product: venom dipeptidyl peptidase 4
Exons: 12
Coding region: 603-3536 (977 amino acids)
Biological process (GO): proteolysis
Cellular component (GO): plasma membrane
Molecular function (GO): serine-type peptidase activity
Source: RefSeq, a predicted model, not a curated record
AAAGAACAACAAUUUUAAACAGAUUCUACUCAUGCCUCGUCUAAAUAUUUGUAAAAUAAACUGUAUAAAGAAAAAAUAAUCCUUGAAGAAAGCAGAAGUAAAAGAAAAAAAUUAAAUGUUUAAAGAAACUGCUCUCGACUAUUGUUAAAAGCAAACAAACAAAAAAAAAUGUUAAAAAUUAAGCCCUUAAAAUGGCUGGUGUAUCAACGAAAAGAAUUUUAUUAAAUGGCUUUGUUAAACUAAAGAAAUUAAAUCCUUAAAUCCAUUAAAUAUCACAAAAAUAAAACGCAAAAACUUGAAUCUACAUAAACCUUAAAUAAGCGACACUUGAAACAUUCCUAUCAAAUUUCCUAGGAAAUCAACUCGGAUAAAUUCACUAAAGUGACUAUUUAAAAAAAAAGAAAACAUCUACUCCCCCUAUAUCUUGUUUUUAUACUCUUACUUCCUUUUAUUACGCUUAGCUAAUAAUUACCAUUUCCUUUCAAUCAUUCCCCGGUUUUUUUUUUGUUUUGAGUCUCUACUUUCCUGCUGCUCUUUCCUUCCUUCAUUACUUCCAACAUCUUCCAUAUAGCCCUUUUUCUUCAUCCUGAGCAAGUAACACUAUGGUUGAGAUACAGAAACCCAAUUCAGCUUUAAAACGUCCAUCAUUGAAACGUGAAACGGUUGUUGUCAAUAAUAGUGCACCCAUGAAGAAGGUUACGCUGGUGCCAAAAGAGGAGGAACUGGUGGCCAUUUCCCCCGAAAGGCGUAAUUGGCGUGGUAUUUUUAUAGCGUUACUGGUUAUAGCAGCCGUAUUUAGUUUAAUUAUAUUCUCCAUAUUUUUAUUAUCGCCAGAGGAUGAAGGCCUACGCAUACGUGGCAGCAGAUUAACAAUUAGUGAUAUUUUAGGUAAACGCUUUCAAUUGAAACCAUUCAAUGGCACUUGGCACAGUGACACUGAAUUAGUAUUUCGUGAUCCCAGUGGAGGUCUAUCAAUAGUAAAUUUAGAUAAUUAUACAACACGAGUUUUUAUGACCAAUUCAACAUUUCGCCAACUGAAUGCUGAAACAUAUUUAGUAGCACCAGAUCUUAAAUAUGUGUUGCUGCAGUCCGAUAGUAAUGCGGAGGGCUCAAGGCAUCAUGUCUAUGAGGUACUAACAGCAAAUACAUUUCCCUUGGGACCAACUGAAAAUAUAGCAGAGGCACCACGCCUGCAAUUUGUUGUAUGGGCUCCUUACAACAACCAUUUAGUUGCAAGUAUUACUGGUGGUGCCACUUCAAAUUCCCUUGCCUCUUCAUCCUCUUCCACUAACACACCAUCAACUCCAGUGCCCACGCCCACUAGCGGUAGUCCUCUAUUGAAUAGUCUAGGCAGUGGGGCAAGUGUAGCGAAUUUAGUUAAACCUCCGCCACCCAUACAGCUGCAACAACAAAAUCAAGAUGCCUCAACACUAAAUAAUGGUUUGUCGAAAGCUUUGGCCCAAAAUCAAGCCAUCGCUUUCGUCCACGAAAAUGACAUCUACUAUAAACCUAAAGUUCAGGGAGAACUUGUGUGUCGCAUUACAACAACAGGUCAAGCUGGCAUUGUUUACAAUGGCAUACCAGAUUGGACAUAUGAAAAUGUACCGGAAUUGGAUAGUCGUGGCGGUAGUAUGGCAUUUUCACCGGAUGCAUUAUAUUUGGCAUUUCUUACAUUUAAUGACAGUGAUGUCAGCGAAUACAAAUACACUUGGAUGGGUGAUGAUUUAAAAUAUCCAGCUGUUCUCACACAACGCUACCCGAAGGCAGGCUCUGCUAAUCCCAAUAUAACAGUUAAUAUCGUUAAUCUAUCCGUCCUCAAAUACAUCUUCCCCACACAAAUCAAACUUCCACCAGAACUGGCUAAUGGCAGCUAUAUUGGUGGCCUGACAUGGGCCACGCCCAUUGAUCUCUCGGUCACCGUAACAAAUCGCGCACAAACCAAAGCCCAUACGGUGCUUUGUAGAGCUCCCGAAUUUCUUUGCAACAUCGCACACACCGAAGUAACGGUCAAUGAUGGUUGGGUGUUGCCGGCGGAACGGCCCAUAUUUUCGGCCAAACUAAAUAAUCAAUUGAAAAAUCAAUCCAAUAGCACAAAUAUUAACGAAAGCUUCCAGAAUAUAACGAAUGGUCAAACAACUUAUGAAAUACCCAAUGGUGGAUAUUUACUUAAACGUCUUCCGGUGCGAGAUGGUGAACAUGGGCAUUUUCGUCAUGUGGUUUUUAUUUCAUCGGUGGAUCGUAGACCGGUUCCCCUGACAAUGGGCCGUUUUGAGGUAACCGAAAUUGUUGGUUGGGAUGAGGCCAAUGAAAUUGUCUACUUUAUGGCUGCUCCUGAGAAGCGACCUGGUGAAAGGCACCUCUACAAGAUCAGCCUUAAGUUGAAUGUUACAAAAACGAAUCGCACCUACAUCACCUCAUCGCAACCCACAUGUCUGACGUGUGACAAUACGCCCAGCACAUUUAAACUGAACAAUGGUCGCCCGGCCAAAGAUCCCCAAGAUGUGGACGACGACGAAGAGGAAUGCGUCUACAUUAUACCCAAAAACUGUCUCUACAACAAAGUCUAUUUUAGCAAAGAUUUUUCGUACUAUGUCCAGGAAUGCUUGGGUCCCGAAUCGCCCAGUGUUUAUUUGGUAGACACCCAAACCAAUCUGAAGACAAUCGUUCUGAAUGCUGGCGACAGUUUAAGACAUCGUCUGCUGCAGUAUGCUCUACCCCAGAUAAGAACGUUUAAUGUGGAGAUACGUCAUGGUUUUCAUGCUCAGGUGAAACUGUUUCUGCCACCCGGCAUGAAAGAGGACGAAGAUGUGGCUUUUCCCUUGAUUUUGCAAAUCGAUGCUUCGCCCGGCUCACAAUUGGUUAACGAACGCUUUCAAGUAAAUUGGAAUUGGUAUUUGUGUAGUCAGCGUUCCUUUAUUGUGGCGCAAAUUGAUGGACGUGGUAGUGGCUACCAAGGCGAACUGCUGCGUACCCAAGUUCACGGUAAACUUGGUACGGUAGAAGUAGAGGAUCAAUUAGCAGUAUUAACUUACCUGCGUGACAAUUUGAAAUUUAUUGAUCCCUCACGUAUCUGUGCUUAUGGUUGGGGUUAUGGUGGCUACGCCACAGCCAUGACUUUAAUCGAUGAUUCCCAGCAGGUAUUGCAAUGUGGUGUCGCUGUUAAUCCUAUAGCAUCAUUUGGUUAUCAUUAUUCCUUUUUCACGGAACGUUACAUACCGCUCAAAGGCGACUAUUUGCGGGCGCUGCAAGAAGCCGACUUAACAAUGAAAGCUGGCAACAUUAAGGGUAGAAAUUUAAUGUUGAUUCAUGGCACAGCUGAUACAUUUGUGCAUCAGGAUCAUACGCUGAUGCUGGUGAAAGCUUUAGUGGAUCAGGAAGUUAAAUUUAGGCAUCAGGUGUAUCCUGAUGAAGAUCAUUUAAUGUUAAAAUCCUUAAAUCAUGUCUACCAGACCAUGGAAUGGUAUUUUGAUGAUUGUUUUGGUCCCAACGAUGACAGUGAGUGGGAUCCAACUGGGCUGUUUGUGUUCAAACAAUAAUUGUUAAUGUUAGCAACCUUUUAAUUAUAACAUUAAUUAGUAAUUAAUUAGAACAUUUUAAUUAAUUUUUAUAUUAAAAAUGAAAACAGAACAA